Molecule: messenger RNA, 659 nt
Organism: Copidosoma floridanum
Lineage: Eukaryota; Metazoa; Arthropoda; Insecta; Hymenoptera; Encyrtidae
Gene: fh
Product: frataxin
Biological process (GO): iron incorporation into metallo-sulfur cluster; intracellular iron ion homeostasis
Cellular component (GO): mitochondrion
Molecular function (GO): 2 iron, 2 sulfur cluster binding; ferrous iron binding; iron chaperone activity
Source: RefSeq, a predicted model, not a curated record
AUGUUGGGUUUGGCAACGAGAGCAUCGGUGCUCGGUACGUUCCUACAGAAAUUAUCUAGAGCGAAAGACGGAAGAUUUUUGUUAUUCAGUUGUAAAAGAAGUACGCAGGUCGGAAAGUUCUCGCGAGGUUAUGCCGUGAUUUGCAGCGAAUGCGGCUCGUUGUUUGAUAAACAAAUAACUGCAGGUGGCAAAUCGAAGGAAUCGUUUUUUGGACAAUUGAGGUGGCUGUCUACGGAAGAAGAUCUCAAAUCCAUCAGCUUUGAAAAAAUUUGCAAUGAAACACUAGAAUCGCUGUCGGAAUACUUUGACGAAAUUAUAGAGGAAGCUGAUCAUCUGCAAGAUGCAGAUGUAUCCUAUGGUGAUGGUGUACUUACAAUAAAAUUUGGCAAAGAAUACGGAACUUACGUUCUCAAUCGCCAAGUUCCAAAUCAGCAAAUUUGGUUGUCAUCCCCAAAAUCUGGACCAAAACGUUACGACAUUAUUGACGGCACUUGGAUAUACAAACAUGAUGGAAAAUCGUUGUAUGAUUUACUGAACGAAGAAAUUCCCGAUGUUGUUAAAUUUCCAGUAUCCUUUGACAAAUGUUCUUAUGGUCUUGGUAAAAAAUAAGCCUGAGUUUAUUAUUACUUCUUUUAAAUUAUAUUGUACAUAAUUUUAAA